Cynoglossus semilaevis (tongue sole) is the source of this 3491-nucleotide messenger RNA. RefSeq names its product opioid receptor, kappa 1 (gene oprk1). Gene Ontology annotation, cellular component: neuron projection; plasma membrane. The transcript has 4 exons. The record is from RefSeq and is a predicted model, not a curated record. The coding region runs from base 641 to 1777 and encodes 378 amino acids. Gene Ontology annotation, molecular function: dynorphin receptor activity; neuropeptide binding. Gene Ontology annotation, biological process: G protein-coupled opioid receptor signaling pathway; sensory perception of pain; neuropeptide signaling pathway. Lineage: Eukaryota; Metazoa; Chordata; Actinopteri; Pleuronectiformes; Cynoglossidae.
GCAGCCUAUCAGGGGUUGCCAGGGAAUGUCUGAUGCCAGAACCUGAACCGUAUCUGUUUUGGGAGAAGCGAUUUUGAUAACGGAACAAAACAACAACGAAAAUGUGAAGUUUUCCCACAGGCCAUUUUGUGAACUUUGUUAAAUUAAAACAAAACAAAAACAUGGUUGGAUUGGUAUAAAUGACAGGUGCUGACACCUGUCAGAAAGAAAAUUGAAAUUAAGUUAUAAAUACAUUUUAAUCCUGAGAUGCCAUGUGUGUUAGGAGCGCGUCUGCGGGCUGGAUGCACUGCCUUAUCUGUUGUUGGCUCAGUCUCUGAUGUCACUGGAUGAGCAGUGGGCUUCGAGUGCGCACCUUCGGACAGCAGCGCCACAGCCAGUGGGUUCUCUGCUCCUCCGCGCAUCUACCCCACCCCCCCAAAAUAAAACCUUUAGAAACCUUCUUAAAAUCAUUCCCUUCUCUCCAGAACUGGACGUCCUGUGAGACCGGGUGUCUUCGCUUUUCUGUGCAUAAAACCUGCGCAAGAAGACGGACAAACACGGUCAGACAUUCAGUGUCAUUCACUGACAUCUGUCUGAGUGGAGAGCACAGUUUCCGCCCAGCACCAGCAGCACUUCGGUCUGCCGGGCAGCUUUCAGCACCAUGGACAGCAACGUGUUCCAUAUCUAUAAAGAGGACCGCUGUCCCCAGGGUCAGCCGGAGGACUGCGUCCCUAACUUUACCUGGCCACCCGGGUUACCAGACGCCUUCAACUACACCCUGAACGGCACCUGGGACGUCGAGUCCGAGCCCAUGUCUCCCAUCAUCCCCAUCAUAGUGGCCGUGUACUCCGUGGUGUUUGUGGUGGGCUUAGUGGGCAACUGCCUGGUGAUGUAUGUCAUCAUUAGGUAUACUAAAAUGAAAACAGCGACCAACAUUUACAUCUUCAACCUGGCCGCGGCGGACGCCCUGGUGACGACCACCAUGCCGUUCCAGAGCACCGACUACCUGCUCAGCUCCUGGCCGUUUGGCGAGGUGGCCUGCAAAGUGUUCAUCUCCAUCGAUUAUUACAACAUGUUCACCAGUAUCUUCACCUUGACUAUGAUGAGUGUGGACCGUUACGUGGCCGUGUGCCACCCGGUCAAGGCCCUGGACAUCCGCACGCCGGUCAAGGCCAAGAUCAUCAACGUGAUCAUCUGGGUGCUGUCGUCCGCCGCUGGGAUCCCCGCCAUGAUACUGGGCAGCACCAAAACCAACAACGGGACUACAGAGUGCGCCCUACAGUUCCCAGAACCCUACAUGUACUGGGACACGCUGAUGAAAAUCUGCGUCUUCAUCUUUGCGUUCGUGAUACCUGUCAUCAUCAUCACUGUCUGCUACACGCUGAUGGUUCUGCGACUGAAGAGCGUGCGCCUCCUGUCCGGCUCUCGCGAGAAGGACCGCAACCUCAGGCGGAUCACGCGCCUGGUGCUUGUGGUCGUCGCCGUCUUCGUGGUGUGCUGGACGCCCAUCCACAUCUUCAUCCUGGUCAAGGCGCUGCACUCCAACGUGCCGGAGACCACGGCGGUCAUGGCGGCGUAUUUCUUCUGUGUGGCCUUGGGCUACACCAACAGCAGCCUCAACCCCAUUCUCUAUGCCUUUCUGGAUGAGAACUUCAAGAGGUGUUUCAGGGACUUCUGUUGCCCGGGUACUCGAGGACACGGAGACUGCCACGGGGUGAGUCGGGUCCGAAGCACCCUCAGGGACCACUCGUGUCCCCCAGACGGUCAGGGAGGGGCGAGGCGGGCCAGGCCCGUAUGACUAGCCGUGGAAAUGUCCUCUCUGCGCUACCAGGGCUGGGAGGACUCCAACGACCUGGGCUUGACUCAAAUCACCACUGCCAUUUAACAGCCCCAGAUAAACCUGGUAAUUAUUCAUACACGUCUGAUAAUUCAACAGCACUGACUGAAAAUAAGACGCGUGGUGUUUACUCAACAUCAUUAAGAACUAAUCCUAUUAUUAGACCAAAAUGAAUGGGCGGUGUGUGACGCUGUGCACUUCAUCCUGACCUUUUAUCUUAACAUCCACACUUAUCACCAAGUUUAAAAUCAUAAUACAGCCACCAUUAGAAUCAAUUGACCUUUAUAAUGAGAGGAUAAAAGCCACACGCUGGAGGAGUGGUCAGUGCUCUUGCCUUACAGCAAGAAGCUCACUGUUUGAUCCUCUGUGGUGCAGGAUUACAUGUGAGACUAGAUGGUUUUUAGGCUCUACGUGACCUUUGACCUUUGACACCCACCACGACCCUGAAAAGAAUUAAGCUGUAAAAGAUGACUGAAUAAGAAUGUAAAAAAACCUACGCAGCCUCCACGUUAUCGUUGGUUUUAAAGAUCAGAUCAGGUCAGAGGUCAGAGGUCAACCUCUGCAAAGAGCAGACAGACCACGGCCUAGUGUGCGGAGCAAGCACCAAUUUCCUUUCCUGCUCCACAGGCUGGCGGUUGAUGGGUCAAAGGCAGAAGACAAACGUGGCCGUGUUUAUUUGUGUCUGUGUUUGUACAACAACAAUAACAACAACAGUGAUGAUUCUGUAGCUGCGGCUCACGUCUCAAAUAAAAGACUAAAAACCCUCUCAGGGGUCGCCCUCUAAAAUCCACCACAGGAGCUGAGGGACGCUUGAUGCGACCUGAAUCGUCUGUUUCUGUCAACCUUUAAAGUUCCAUUUUACAGUUGUUUACAAGUGACGUUCCAGUUCCUUUGUCUGUGGUGAGUUUGAAGACGCCGUCGUUGACAUUUUAUAGUUUCUUUUAUUCUUGUCAACAAUGGGUUUUCACUGUAUUCUGUUGAUAAAUAACAAAAACAUUUUUCACAUAAAAAUAAAAUUCUGUUGCUCUUCAUUAUGUGUCGUAAUAAAAAAAAGUAAAGCCUAGUUAGGAUUAUUCCUACACUGCAGAAUAAACUGUAAAUAAAAACUCUAAUAAUGUAUGAUGGUUGUAGUAAACUUGUGUUUUCUGCCUUGUGUUUGUGCUUCUGGUCCUUCUUCUUUGGAGUAUAAAAGUAUAUCCUGCUUGCUGCUGGAGGUUAUUACUGCAUUCAGUGUUUCUGCUGGCCACUUGGCGGACUAUUUCACUGGGCUACCGUAUGCUUUUUAGUUCAGAAUUCAUUUAUUUGACUCUACAAAAGAAGAAGAAAAACAUUUUUUUCUCUGAUCUCGUCAUCAGGGGGCGCCACAGCAGUUGUGAUUUUCCUGAAUGGUAUUGUUUUUCUGCUUGUGUCUGACCCCGCUGUAUAUACUGGAUUAUAUGCUGUGUUGUACAUUUUCUAUUCGCUUUUCUCUUGAAUGUCAGGCCGCGCUGCCAACAUGUGAAACUCCAUCACAAUAAAGCUGUUGAAAAAUGGCGAGAAUCCUUGACUUUAAAGCAAGUGGUUUUUAGAAGAAGUGUUUUUCUCCUCGUUUGAUGUUGUGUAGGUCUGGAAAAAAAAAAACUCACGAUGAGACCUUUAGGUUCUGAUCUGCCUUCACAGUUAUGCUGGUUUUCCC